AAAAGGCUGAAGCCAGGCUCAGCUUUCAAGUCAGUCAGGCAGUCCUAGUGUGCAAGACCAAGUGUGGAAUCGUAGACCAUGAAGAGUUCGGAGCUGUCAGCAAGUGACCCCCCGAGACUAAGGAGUCAUAUCAUCGGUACCACCACUGCAGCACCCUGAGCCCACCCCAAAACAGACUAUGGCGGGGGGAAGAAGAGGACUCGUUGCCCCGCAAAAUACCUUUUUGGAAAAUAUUGUCAGACGGUCCAAUGUAUGGACGUUCUCCCAUAGGCAGACAGACACUAAUUUUGUCCUGGCUAAUGCCCAAAUAGUAGACUGGCCUAUCGUGUACAGCAAUGAUGGAUUCUGUAAACUGGCAGCCUAUCACCGUGCAGAAGUAAUGCAAAAGAGUAGCACAUGCAGUUUUAUGUAUGGAGAGCUCACAGACAAGGAAACCACUGAGAAAGUUAGACAAACAUUUGAGAAUUACGAGACAAACUCAUUUGAAAUCCUGUUGUACAGAAAAAACAGAACACCUGUGUGGUUCUAUAUGAAAAUUGCACCCAUUAGAAAUGAACAGGAUAAAGUGGUUCUGUUUCUCUGCACAUUCAGUGACAUUACAGCGUUUAAACAGCCAAUUGAAGAUGAUACAUCCAAAGGAUGGGGAAAGUUUGCUCGCUUGACCAGAGCACUGACAAGUAGCCGAGGAGUCCUGCAGCAGCUCGCUCCAAGUGUACAUAAAGGGGAGAACGUGCACAAGCAUUCACGCUUGGCUGAGGUGCUGCAGCUCGGCUCUGAGAUUCUUCCACAAUAUAAACAAGAAGCACCAAAGACUCCACCACAUAUCAUCUUACAUUACUGUGUGUUCAAGACCACGUGGGACUGGGUUAUCCUCAUAUUAACCUUUUAUACAGCCAUUAUGGUCCCCUACAAUGUCUCAUUUAAAACUAAGCAGAAUAAUGUAGCAUGGCUCGUUAUAGACAGCAUCGUUGAUGUCAUUUUCUUAGUGGAUAUUGUACUUAAUUUUCACACCACAUUUGUUGGACCAGCAGGCGAAGUGAUUUCAGACCCAAAGCAAAUCCGCAUGAACUACUUGAAGGCGUGGUUUGUGAUAGAUCUGCUGUCCUGUUUGCCAUAUGAUGUCAUCAAUGCUUUUGAAAAUGUGGAUCAGGGAAUGAGUAGUAUUUUCAGUUCUCUAAAAGUUGUUCGACUUCUUCGUUUGGGUCGUGUUGCUCGAAAACUGGACCACUACAUAGAAUAUGGCGCAGCUGUUUUGGUACUGCUGGUCUGUGUCUUCGGACUUGCAGCCCAUUGGCUGGCUUGCAUCUGGUACAGUAUUGGAGAUUAUGAAGUCAUCAAUGAAGAAACAAAGGAUAUCAAAACAAGCAGCUGGCUUUUCCAGCUGGGACAAGCUAUAGGGACACCUUAUCAUUUUAACACAUCAGGGACUGGAAAAUGGGAAGGGGGCCCAAGUAAAGACUCUGUUUACAUUUCCUCAUUAUAUUUUACAAUGACAAGCCUCACUAGUGUUGGAUUUGGGAACAUUGCUCCUUCAACAGAUGGAGAGAAGAUUUUUGCUGUGGCCAUGAUGAUGGUUGGCUCUCUUCUGUAUGCAACCAUUUUUGGUAAUGUGACAACAAUCUUCCAGCAAAUGUAUGCCAACACAAACAGAUACCAUGAAAUGCUCAACAGUGUAAGAGACUUUCUGAAACUGUAUCAGGUACCCAAAGGAUUGAGUGAACGAGUUAUGGACUAUAUUGUUUCAACUUGGUCAAUGUCAAGAGGCAUUGAUACAGAAAAGGUAUUACAGAUUUGCCCUAAGGAUAUGCGUGCUGAUAUUUGUGUACAUCUGAAUCGCAAAGUUUUUAAAGAACAUCCAGCUUUUCGACUAGCUAGUGAUGGCUGCCUUCGUGCAUUAGCUAUGGAGUUCCAGACAAUACACUGUGCACCCGGGGACCUGAUUUACCAUGCUGGGGAGAGUGUGGAUGGACUCUGCUUUGUGGUUUCGGGAUCCUUAGAAGUCAUCCAGGAUGAUGAAGUGGUGGCCAUCUUAGGUAAAGGUGAUGUAUUCGGAGAUGUGUUUUGGAAGGAAACAACCUUGGCUCAGUCCUGUGCCAAUGUGAGGGCUUUAACUUACUGUGAUCUACAUGUUAUUAAAAGGGAUGCCCUGCAGAAAGUUCUGGAGUUUUAUACUGCCUUCUCCCAUUCUUUUUCAAGAAAUCUAAUAUUAACGUACAACUUGAGGAAAAGGAUUGUGUUCCGGAAGAUAAGUGAUGUCAAACGGGAGGAAGAAGAGAUGAGGAGAAGAAAAAAUGAAGCACCACUUAAUCUUCCCCCAGACCACCCUGUGCGUAGACUUUUCCAAAGGUUCAGGCAGCAGAAAGAGGCAAGAUUAGCUGCUGAAAGAGUCAGGGAAACAGAAGAGCCAGAUGUGGAAAAAGGAAGUUCUAACACAGGAAACUCAUCAUCUGAGGCUGCAGGUGCUCCAGCUAGCUUAGUAACUGUAACAGAAAGCCCAGCCACUCCAGUUCCUUCUCAGUCUGCCUCAACAUCAGGUACAUCAGACCAAGCAAAACUGCAAGCCCCUGCAUCAGGCUAUGCAACCAGUAAACAAACUGGAGAUUCUGGUAAACGUAAGGGAUGGACAAGAUUCAGAGAGCCUGACACCAAAGGGGAAGAGUGGAAUAAAGUUUCAAAGACAGAAUCUAUGGAAACUUUGCCUGAAAGAACUAAAACAUCAGAUGAGAUAUCUCUGAAAAAGACAGAUUCAUGUGACAGUGGCAUUACCAAAAGUGACCUGCGAUUAGAUAAUGUCAGCGACUUAAGAAGCCCUCAGGAUCGUAGUCCUGUUCUGACAGAAAUCAAACAUACGUUUUAUCCUAUCCCAGAACAGACUCUUCAGGCCACAAUAAUGGAAGUAAAACAUGAGUUAAAAGAGGAUAUCAAAGUUCUGAAUGCUAAAAUGGAAAAUAUUGAAAAACAACUUUCUGAUAUUCUCCGGCUAUUAAGUAUUAGGCAAUCUCAGUCACCACAGGAAUUGUUUGAAAUUUCAAGGCCACAAACCCCUGCAUCAGAAAAAGAUAUAUUUGGUUCAGGUUGAAUUGUUUACAAAUCUGAUUCUUAGUUUCAGCUUUUUCACAGACCCAUCACCCCCAACAACAACCACAACAACAACAGCAACAGUAACCAAGUGACAGGUAUACUUACAAUAGAUAUAAAUUUAGGCAUCAAAAUAAUUAGAAAAAUGAAACCAGGAUCUCUGAAAGGCAGCUGAGUCUGAAAGCUUGGACUGUUUUUAUGUUGUUUAAAAAAGGAAUAAAGCACUAUUUCACGUUUGUAGCUGAUGCCGUUUCAUGCUCAGCAGUACUUGGUGUAGUACCCUGACAUCUGUUGGAGAAUUGGUGGUACAACUAGUGCAGCUGAAUAGAGCUAUCCAGGGUGCUGAACUGAUAAAGUAGUCAACAUCACAUUUCAUAACCACAGCAAUCCAGAGUACAUGCUUAAUGUCACUGCAGAUUUUGGCCUACAAAUUAUUGUUUCAAUGGUUUCACCUGAUGACAUUCUUAAGUAAUAUUUAAUUAAAAGUGCACUGCUUGAUAGAGAGCAUGGUAGUCUGUAUGAAGCAUGUGUAUGUCAAAUGUUGAGGAAUAUACUUGCUUUUUCCAAGAAAUGAUUUUUUUUGGGGGGUGGUGUGGAAGAUCAGUGAGAUAGAGCGGAUAAUGCUGACACACCAAAGCACAAUCUUAGAGGUCAGUGACAUAUUAUCUUUCUCUUAAUUUUUGAAUUCAGGUAAUUAAAAAAAUAAAACCUUUAUGACCUUUUUUUCUAUCUUGUAUAUCUUUAUUAUACGGUCACACUUAUUUUUAUAAAAUUAGAUUAAGUAAAAAUAUUUAAAACUUGUACACUAAAAUGAUUGCAUACUGUGUCACAGAUGAUCCAAGAUUAUUCCAUCUUGUUUACUUGACUAAAAUGUAUUGUAGCCUUUUUGAGUACACUCGCCUUAAUGUGAUUGUUAGAAGUAGCGUAAUGUAUGCAUUAUUUCUCAUGCCAAAUGAUAUUGCAGUUUCAUUUACAAUAUUUAUUUCUUCUUCAAAUCAUUUUAGUCUUCUUUUCUUGUUGACUCCUUUGUGACCUUGUUUCCCAAGUAUUAAUAUGCAUGUAGUAUAGGUCAACUAGUCCGUUUAUAUUUAAUAAACUUACUGUCAUUUCUUACUGUGGGUCUUCUUGCCUAUUUUAACAUGCGGAAAUAGGUCUGUAAUGAUAGGGAAGACAUUAACCUGAGGGAGAAGGAUACGCACAGCCUAAGCAUGCACUAUUCCUUCUGCUGUGACAUAGUAGUAUGACACCAUUGGAGAUUUGGUGCAGGUUAUGGGAAAAGUACCUCAUUCUUUUCCAGACCAGUAAGAAAUAAUGCUUUAUGAAUCAAUCAGUAAGAGCUGAUACUUUAUAAAACCGGUAUGACUGUAUCUCUUUUAGUUCUGACAUUUUAAUGUCAGAAGUCCACUGGAUCUGACAUGUAGGUCAGGACUGUGACAAAAGUCUUAAGCUACCUUUCAUACAACAGUACAGCCUAUUCUAUUAGGCCUGAAAGAUGUUACACUCCUACAGGAUUAGCUGAAGAGUUUGCUGAGCUACAGCAUAUGCAUUUCUAAGUGUACAUACUCUAGUAAAUGUUAGCCAUUUCAAAGAUUUAACUAUAUAACACCUGAGGUGUAGCCAGUAUUUUUGGAAUUGUGUACUAACAUUCAGAACAUAGCCCCUAUCUGCCCACAAGUGUAGCCCCCAUCAAUUGAAAUAAACAAUCUAUCAAAGCAUUAGACUAUAAACCCUGAUAUAUAUGCCAUUAAAAACAAGAGUAGCAAGUUCAUUACACAAAAAAGUAAAUUAUUUUAAAUAGUGCACACUGUGGUGUACAUGUCAUAUGUCUGACUACACCUUUGUAUGACAGUGAAAUAUAAUAUUAUGUACUGCACUGAGAUGAAUCAGGAAUAUUGUCUAAGUAUGCUGUACAACUCUUUACAUAUAGUAUGCCACAUUUAAGAACAAAAUUGUAACAAUUAUAUAAUGGAAAUAAAUGCAUAUUUAAGUCCCAAACUGGAGCACUGCACAGCAUGCAGAAAACACAAAUGUUACAUUUAAAAGAUCGUACCUUUUUUGGUUUUAAGUCUAACAAUCAAGGGAAAUUUCCAUUUGGAUUAUAUGGGUGUUGCUACAGUCUGUAAAAUGGAUGAUAUCCUGCCCUCUCCUUAUUUCUGCUAAAAGGAAUCAUGAUCAGAAGUCUUGAAUGAGGGAGGCAAGUUAUGUGAGCAUUUGUAAAGUCCAAGACUACUCAACUGAAUAAGGACAUGCAAAAGAAUCAAACGAAUGUAUGAGGCUGUACAACACAUUUAUGAAAAAGGACUUAUAGUUACAUUUAUAAUAACAAAAUAGGUAAACAAGUCUCAUACAGCAGGCAUAAAAUAUCCUUUUGAAUGACAAAGAUGCAUCUGUAAAUCCAUGUUUUUUAUUGCAAACCUGUAUACUUGGCAGGGUGGAAGAGAAGCUUCAGCAACAACCAGCAUUACUCUCUUGAAUCUGUCCUCAUUAUCAUGGCUGCAUCUUUUCUGUUGGGUAUCCAAGAUUAACCCUACCAGUAUGAGGUCACCAGUCCCAUCUGUACUGAUGAUGCCAGUAUUGCAAAAAAAGAGAUGGUGCCUGGGAGCCACCAGUGGUGCUCCCAGAGGCAAGAUCUUGAGUGGAAAAGUUGCAAUCCCUGUCUCAAUCUGCAUGCACAUUCUAAAGGAGGGGCUUGUGCAA
Messenger RNA from Protopterus annectens (West African lungfish), 5775 nucleotides. It is a transcript of the gene KCNH1, whose product is annotated as potassium voltage-gated channel subfamily H member 1. The transcript has 12 exons. Gene Ontology annotation, cellular component: membrane. Gene Ontology annotation, molecular function: delayed rectifier potassium channel activity. Bases 179 to 3079 code for a protein of 966 amino acids. Gene Ontology annotation, biological process: potassium ion transmembrane transport; regulation of membrane potential. The record is from RefSeq and is a predicted model, not a curated record. Lineage: Eukaryota; Metazoa; Chordata; Ceratodontiformes; Protopteridae.